CGAGUGUAUGUGAAACGGCUCUACCAACAACCAGUACAGAUGGCGGCAGUGGGUCCGUCCAAGUCGAGGGCGUUGUACUAUGAGAUGCAGCUCCGCGAAGCGCUGCUGGCGUCGGACAACGUGCACGCGUUGUUUGACAAGGAGCGCCGUGUGCAGCGCUGUAUCCGGCUGGCGGACGAACUAUGUGGCGACUUGACGGUGUUUGGACCCAUCCUUCAUACGAUCUUGGUCGAGCUCAAAGCUGCCAUCUUCAGGUGUAGUGUCGUUGUUAUGUCAAAUUGUCAUGUUGAAACGGGCGGGGCUGAUAGCGACGAGUCGCUGGCUCGGGGCUUCUUCGGCUGUGGCGUGUUUUCUGACACGGCGACGGUGGCCGACAUCCAGGCCAGGACAUCAUAUCGCGAGAUUCCGUGCUUUGUCCUGCUGGACGUUGCGUACAGGGAACGCACAAGUGUACUGCAGGCCAAGGCCGAAUUCCAAUCGUUGCAAGAGCACGCCUUAGCCAAGCAUACGAAUGUCCUUGUGAACGAGCGGUUGCUGCGAAAGGAAGUCAACAUCACCAUGGGGGAACUGGCCGACACUCAGGCUCAAGUAGCGCGUUCCAAGCUCGCGUUCGAAUCGUUGCAAAUGGAAGCCAAGCAGCAGCGACGUGACAUGGCAUCGUCGACUCUGUAUCUGCAGCGAGAAAUGCAAGCCAUGAGCGUGGCUAUCACCCAAUACCAAGCGCAGAUCCGAGAGCUCCAGCGCGAACGUGCGACGUCCGACUCGGUUCGAAAGGACUUUGAGAGCGUGCGGUUGAUGGCGUCGGCUUCCCCACCCUCCACGCAUGAUGCAGCUACCAAGGAGUUGCUCCAAACGUUGCAAACCGACAUGCAAUUGCUCCUGCUUCGAAACGCACGGUUGCGCGAGUAUGACAGUGACAUUAUACGGUGUAGUCCAGACAUGCGCCACAAAUUUCGCCAAGAUUUUGUGCACGAUAUUGGGUCGUUGCUGAACGAACAUGCCGUGUUGGAAGCGUAUGUGAAAGAGCAGGAAGCUGCUAUUGGUGACGUGGCAAGCACCAUCCAAGUACCGCAUCGGACGCUCUUGGUGCACAAUCCACCAGUGCCCGACACGGUGUUAUGGGCACCCUUUGUCAAGUGGCAUCCCGAGCCCAUUCCAAAGUGCAUUCCAACGUGGACCGUCGGCGAUUUGGAUGUGUUGUUUACCCAAUUGUGGGUGAAAAUCGCAAUGGUGGAACGAAAGUGGGUCCGGUGGACGCUAGAACACGAGCGAGACAAGCAAACGUCCUCGUUGGACAACAACCACGCCAGCGACGUGGUUCCCAUCACGCAAGUGUGCUUUGACUUCGUGGAAGAUCGGUAUGGCGAGCGUCGGGUGGCCGUGCUGGUCAUGGCGUCGAUUCUACAGGCCAUCGAUCGCCACGUUGAGGAAAGUCCACAGCUGGACCUGUUUGGGUCGGUGUUUGCAGGGGAAGUGGAUCAAUCUGCGUGGUGGUACUUGAUGACCGUGAAACGACAUGUGGCGCAACUAGAGCUCGACAUCACGACGGACCAAGCACUGCGGGUCGUGGGGCAGUUCCUCUUGCUUCCACAGGCCGAUGUCAACGCCGUGGAGGUUUGUUUGGACGAGUAGUCCAAGCAUAUUUGCAUAAGAAUCGGUGCACUUCCUCUACGUAGAGCCAAGCUCUGGACGCGUUCGUGACGGCAGUGCACAUGCAAGUUCGCGGUAUGUCAUAUAUACCAAUGGAUGACAAGACACAGUCGGUAUCAAUGAUGUAGGCGAGUUGACGACGUCGAAAUUCUUCGACUGGCUCGCCACACGCAUCCUCACGGCCGAUGAGUUCCACUUUCGAACGGCCAAACAUGUACUGUGUCGCAACGAUGGAGCCAAAAUGAAGGAGCUGACGUUGGUUGAAUUCUCCAAAAACGUGUUGGAUUGUGUGCAUUUGCCACGUGCACUUAUUGGUCGAUACUUUCGAGCCCUAUGCGGCGAAGCGCGAGAUACAGCCUCCGUGGAGAGUGUAGUGUACAUGCUAGCAUAUAUUCACUUAGUUCAACCAGGUGGUUAAAACGUUGUUUAUCAAUAAUGCCAACGAAGCGGUGCAUCUGGU
Molecule: messenger RNA, 2110 nt
Organism: Aphanomyces astaci
Lineage: Eukaryota; Oomycota; Saprolegniomycetes; Saprolegniales; Verrucalvaceae
Exons: 15
Coding region: 40-1632 (530 amino acids)
Source: RefSeq, a predicted model, not a curated record